Choloepus didactylus (southern two-toed sloth) is the source of this 930-nucleotide messenger RNA. RefSeq names its product olfactory receptor 4D11-like. The record is from RefSeq and is a predicted model, not a curated record. Gene Ontology annotation, molecular function: olfactory receptor activity; G protein-coupled receptor activity. Gene Ontology annotation, cellular component: membrane. The transcript has a single exon. Gene Ontology annotation, biological process: G protein-coupled receptor signaling pathway. Lineage: Eukaryota; Metazoa; Chordata; Mammalia; Pilosa; Megalonychidae. The coding region runs from base 70 to 930 and encodes 286 amino acids.
UUGGGAAAUGCCACCAGGGUAAAAGAAUUUAUAUUUCUGAGACUUACCCAGUCCCAAGACCUGAGCUUCAUGUUAUUUCCUUUUUUAUUUUUUGUGUACAUGACAACUCUGCUGGGAAACCUGCUCAUUAUGAUCACGGUGACCUGUGAGUCUUGCCUUCACACCCCCAUGUACUUCUUGCUCCGCAAUCUACCCAUCCUUGACAUCUGCUUCUCCUCCAUCAUUGUUCCCAAGGUCUUGGUGGACCUUCUGUCAAAGAUAAAGACCAUAUCAUAUACAGGCUGCAUGAUGCAGAUGUUUUUCUUUCACCUCCUCGGUGGGGCUGACAUUUUUUCUCUCUCUGUGAUGGCAUUUGAUCGAUAUGUAGCCAUCUCCAAGCCCCCGCACUAUGUGACCAUCAUGAGUAGGGGGCAAUGCACUGCACUCAUUGUGGCCUUGUGGGUGGGGGGCUUCAUCCACUCCAUUGUGCAGAUUUCCCUGUUGCUCGCACUACCGUUUUGUGGCCCCAAUGUUCUUGACACUUUCUACUGUGAUAUCCCCCAGGUGCUCAAACUUGCUUGCACAGAUACCUUUGCACUUGAGCUCCUGAUUAUUUCCAAUAAUGGUCUGGUCACUACCGUGUGGUUUAUCUUCCUGCUCAUAACUUAUACUGUCAUCCUAUCAAUGUUACGAUCUCAGUCAGGAGAUAGCAGAAGGAAGGCCAUCUCUACCUGCACAUCCCACAUCACUGUAGUGACCCUGCAUUUUGUGCCCUGCAUCUAUGUCUAUGCCAGGCCCUUCACUGCCCUCCCCACAGAUAAGGCCAUCUCUGUCACCUUCACUGUCCUCUCCCCUCUGCUCAACCCCUUGAUGUACACCCUGAGGAGCCAUGAGAUGAAGUCAGCUAUGAGAAGACUGAAAAGAAGAUUCAAGCUUCCUGAAAGGGAAUAG